This is a messenger RNA of Aspergillus calidoustus, 342 nucleotides long. The record is from the annotation of a GenBank genome assembly. NCBI's taxonomy places the organism in Eukaryota, Fungi, Ascomycota, Eurotiomycetes, Eurotiales, Aspergillaceae.
AUGGCCAAGGGUGCUGACAGCUAUUCUCCCGGCGACUCCGCCAAGGGUGCUAAGCUCUUCGAGACCCGCUGCAAGCAGUGCCACACUGUCGAGAACGGCGGUGGCCACAAGGUGGGCCCCAACCUCCACGGUCUCUUCGGCCGCAAGACCGGUGAGGCCGAGGGCUACGCCUACACCGACGCCAACAAGCAGGCUGGUGUCACCUGGGACGAGAACACUCUGUUCAAGUACCUCGAGAACCCCAAGAAGUUCAUCCCCGGUACCAAGAUGGCCUUCGGUGGUCUCAAGAAGGGCAAGGAGAGGAAUGACCUCAUCACCUACCUCAAGGAGAGCACCGCUUAG